This is a messenger RNA of Cuscuta campestris, 1320 nucleotides long. NCBI's taxonomy places the organism in Eukaryota, Viridiplantae, Streptophyta, Magnoliopsida, Solanales, Convolvulaceae. The record is from the annotation of a GenBank genome assembly.
CAGCAAAACUCCCAAUUCCAAUUUCAGAUUCAAGAACAUCUUUUCACCUAAAAACUCCCAUCCAGAUCCACUGUCUUUUUUUUUUUGUAAUUUAUAUUCUCAGUUAUGUCGAAACGUGGAAACAGAUCACAGAAGCAAUCAAACCUUGCUCGGUACAUUCGAUUGCCGGUUUUAACCCUGUUUUUCCUACUCCUAUGUGUCUCAUUCGUUAUUUUGUUUGGGAGAAAUGGGGAGAGAUCUUAUCCAUCACCACCACAAACAUCAACCCAACAUUCCAACUCAUUGGGCUCCUCUUCUGUUAAUCUGGAUCCCACUGUCGAAAUCAAGAACGGGACGGAUUUGAUAUGGCAAAUACCUGAAAACCCGAAGGCAGUUCUCUUUCUGGCGCACGGCUGCAAUGGCAAAGCUCUCAACUUUUGGGACAAAAACCCAAACUGCCCCAACUGUGUUGGCCUGCCUGAAGAAAGGCUCAUUGUGAUGAAUGCCCUUUCAAGAAAGUUUGCAGUUCUUGCCAUAUCCAGUGCCAGAAGAUGCUGGUCAUUCGGGGAGGAAAGGCGUAAAGUGAAAUACAUUAUAAAUUGGUGGGUAUCUAAGCAAAACCUGGAAGACCUGCCUCUUGUCGCUCUCGGUGCUUCCUCGGGUGGAUACUUCGUCUCCCUUCUUGCCACAGAUAUCCAAUUCAGCAGCAUUGUUCUAAUGAUAGCUGAAGGUUUGUUCGACAGAAUCAAUACCAAGAACGGGUACCCGCCCACCCUGUUCGUCCACAUGCCCAGAGAUGGAGCCCGAAAGCUUAGCAUUGAGAGGUUCAUCAUACUUUUGAAAGGGAAUGGUGUUGAUGUCGGAGAGAUCGAGUGCUGGGAAUUCCCGCUCUCACCCGAAUUUUUAGCAGGUCGGGUUCCGGGUCUGAAUCAAACAGUUUCUGUGAAACUGUUUGAGCUGUUUCAGGAGAAAGGGUUUGUGGACAAGAGGGGUUAUAUGAGAAAAGAUGGAAGGUCUAUACAAUGGGAUGAUUUGGCUGUCAAGGAGAUGAAGUCUCUUCUUCCUGAUAUGACCUUGGUCAAACACAUCCAAGAAGAAAUGAAUCUGGCUUAUGGGUAUCAUGAAAUGACAAGCUUACAGUCUGAAGAAAUAUUCAACUGGUUUGAAUCUCACCUGGGCAGAUCCGUAAUUUGAUGUCAAAGAAUGUUUUGUUGGAAUCAGUCAGUCACUGUUCAUAGAUCCAAACAGUCUGUUCAACUGUUCUUAAUCCUGUUUUUUUCAUGACUAGUAAAAAAGGAUGUGUAAAGUCACUUAAAUGAGUAAGAAAAAAACACCCAGUAG